AUUAUUACCAUUGACAUUUGGGAGCAAUUAAUUCCCUCUUAUCCAAAAUAAGACAUAUUUGAUUAUUUGACCCAAUAGCCAUAAAUAGAAAAUAAAUGGCUUCUGUAAGGCUGUGUGUAUGGUGGGGUAGGGGUAUUAAAAAGUGGCAAAAAUAAAAAAAGAAAUAAUAAUAAAAAAUAAAAAGUGGCCUUUUCAUUCUCUGUUCCAUUAGAGCCUUUUUGUGGAAAAAGCAAAAGUGUUAACCUGAAGUGAAAGCAAGCAAAAGCAAUGUCACUCUCUCAAUCUCAGCUCACAGAUCCCGCCAUUAAGCUCUUCGGAACCAAUAUUCCCUUACCGCCUUCCAACUCUUCUUCUGAGACCUCCCACUCCGACGACUCUCCGCUUUCUCAAUCUCAAUUCAUGGACGAAUGUAGAGAAGAAGCAACAAAAGCAGAAGUAGAGGAUACCGGAGAAAGGUGUUGUGAGCAUGAUAGUUUUUCAGACUCAGAGGGUAAAGGAAAUAGUUACCAAAAUCAUGUCCAGGAGAAUGAAGUAAACUGUAACCCUGUAGAAGACCAAAGGAGUGAAAGUGACCGAAGUAGCAAAGAGAAGAUUUUGAAAAGGCCAGACAAGAUUCUUCCGUGUCCUCGCUGUAACAGCUUGGGAACAAAGUUUUGCUACUUUAAUAAUUACAAUGUUAAUCAACCUAGGCAUUUUUGCAAGAACUGCCAAAGAUAUUGGACAGCCGGGGGAACAAUUAGAAAUGUACCUGUGGGUGCUGGACGCCGUAGGAAUAAGCAUUCAUCUUCACAGUUACAUCAAGAAACAACAAAUGAUUCAGCAGCAGUAGUUACACAAGAAGACAUCAAUAAUGCUACCAGCGAUCAGUCUCCACCAUCCAAUAGAUUUCCUGCCUCAGCCAGACUUGACAAUGGGAUGGCAGAAGGGUUAAAAUUUAGUUCAGAGACUCCUUUGUGUGAAUCUAUGGAAACCAAGCUUAAUAUCGAAGACCAUAAGAAAAGUGAAAUAGAAUCUGCUGCAUUUGGAGAUAGUUCGGAGGACCUAUCCUUGUCCAGCAAUUCCUUGAAUGCCCAUUCUUCACAAAAUAGCAGUUGUUUUAGAAGAGAAGACGACAGUGCUGACCAUAGACAUCCAAUGCAGUGUUAUCCUGUUCCACAAUGGGCUUAUCCUUGGAACCCUGGUUGGAGUGUUAUGAUGGUCGGACAAAAUGACAGCAAUCCCAAUCCUUCUAGUGUAGGUACCUUGCCCAUGGUGUCGAUUCCCGGUUUUUCAGCACCAAAUACCCCAUUUCCAUUUCUCCCUGCCUCAUAUUGGGGUUACAUGCCAAACUGGGACACCCAAAACUGGACUCAGCCAAUUAAUAGAUACAGUGGUAACAUGCCACCUUCAUCUUCCACAAUCAACACUAACUCUUCAAGUAAUAGCUCAGCAAUCUUGGGGAAACAUUCAAGAGAUACAAAUAUGCAGGCAGAAGAAAAAACAGGGCAGCGCCUUUGGGUACCAAAGACAUUGAGGAUUGACGACCCAGAUGAGGCUGCAAAAAGUUCUAUAUGGUCUACGUUGGGUAUUAAACCUGAUAAGAAUACACCUAUCAUAAGAGGUGGUAUCUUUAAAGCCUUUCAACCCAAAUCAGAUGCCAAUUCACGUUCAUUGGAUGCUGAUCAGGUUUUACAGUCAAAUCCGGCAGCUCUUUCUCGCUCUCAUUCUUUCGAGGAGAGCACGUAAAACUCCUUUGUGACAUGGGAGUUAUUCCUGUGUUGUUUGGCUACCUGUCCUGGCCUUGUUGAUUGUAUGGAUACAUAGUGACAUUGUUCUUUUUGUCACAGCUACAAUCAACUUCAGUCAAGUUUUGAAGGCAAAUGUGACAGAAGCUAAAUAAAAGAACUAUCAGAUGUUUUUGGAUCUUCAUAAAUAAAUUGUAAUCAACAUCUUCUGUAAUAAUGGCUUCGGAGAAAACUGUUAGUGAUUAAACAGAAGAUGCAGUACAUUACAAUCACAGUUCACCUUUGACCAAGAAGAUGGCUUAAAUCUAAAUGCCAAUCAAGCACAGAAGGAGGAAGAAAGAAUGGCAAGUCAGCUCAUUUGGUCAACGAACUCAGAGACUACAUAAUUUGUGUUUCAAGUUGACUCCAUGAGCUUAGGGAAAAGAAAGAAAAAAAAAAGAUCUUCCAAACAAACUAAGGAUAUUUUGUGAAUGGGUUUUCCACUCUAUGCAUCCUGACUUCUAUCAGCUUAGAUCAAAAUAGUAGUUAUAGUUUUUUCUUUACUUUUUUGUAUCCAAAAUUAUAAAUCAUGUUUAAUUCUUCACAUGGUAUCUCUCUUCCUCUCGCUGCUUUUCCAAAGGUUGUAUUUUCAUUGGAUUGUCAUCAUUUGUUUCUGGCAAAAGAUAACUACUGAUUUUAGAGAUAAAAGAAGGAAUAUGGUGUAGUAUUAGUACCUAUUAGUUAUUACAACAUAAAAGUUUUGCCUUUGGCAAGAAUGAGAAGGUGUACGUAGAUUUUAAGAUAGGCUGCAGAAAGUUUGUUUAAAAAACUGCUGCACAACAAAGACUGUACUUCAAGUUCAGGUGUUCAAG
Cannabis sativa is the source of this 2575-nucleotide messenger RNA. Its product is annotated as cyclic dof factor 3. Gene Ontology annotation, molecular function: DNA binding; DNA-binding transcription factor activity. The record is from RefSeq and is a predicted model, not a curated record. The transcript is spliced from 2 exons. Bases 268 to 1725 code for a protein of 485 amino acids. Gene Ontology annotation, biological process: regulation of DNA-templated transcription. Lineage: Eukaryota; Viridiplantae; Streptophyta; Magnoliopsida; Rosales; Cannabaceae.